This is a messenger RNA of Nanorana parkeri, 812 nucleotides long. RefSeq names its product hepatic lectin-like. NCBI's taxonomy places the organism in Eukaryota, Metazoa, Chordata, Amphibia, Anura, Dicroglossidae. The record is from RefSeq and is a predicted model, not a curated record. The transcript has 7 exons. Bases 1 to 804 code for a protein of 267 amino acids.
AUGGCGUAUACCGACCUCACAAUGCUCCACAUAUCAGAGGACAUGGAUCCGGGUAAUGGUGGUCUGGGCGGUGGUAAUAUCUCCCAUGUAUUGGAGGACAGGGGUCCCGUCACCAGAGAACCGAAGUGGUUUCAGCAGCCGGUCUCUUCUCGUUUCAUCGUUCUUCUCUUCUGCGUCUGUGCCGGACUCAUCAUUGUGAACAUCGUGGUCACCGCCUCCACCCGAGGUUCCGGGGGUAAUGAAAGAAGUGUCUCCGCCCAGGACAGUGACGGCAGCGAAGGGUUUAAUGGACAGGAAAACGGGAAAGAUGGAUCGCAGCACGGACUGGUAUCCAGGAACGGGGCGCACAGACUUCCUCCGGACAAUGUAACGGGGCGGGGUCUCCUCCUCCUAGAGACCUACGAUGGCGCCUGUCCUGAUGAUUGGUCUCAGUUCCGGAACAGCUGCUACUACUUCUCCAAUAUGGCCAAACCGUGGACGGAAUCUCAGAGGAUGUGCCAGAGGAGGAAGGCCCGACUGACCGUCGUCAACACCCAGGAGGAGCAGGUUUUCCUGACUAAACUGGCCAUGAAGAAUCGGGUCUGGAUUGGUCUGAGUGAAAUAAAUGGAGAGUGGAAAUGGGUGGACGGGACCCCAUUUUCCUCGACACCAAAACACUGGGCCAGCGGCCAGCCGGAUGAGUAUUUCGGUCACGGUCUCGGUGGUGGCGAGGACUGUGUUCAGCUCUACUACAGCGGUGACUGGAAUGAUGAGCAUUGUUCCCGCGCCUAUCGCUACAUCUGUGAGAAGAAGGCGGUCCAGUGACCGAAGCC